Molecule: messenger RNA, 746 nt
Organism: Pecten maximus
Lineage: Eukaryota; Metazoa; Mollusca; Bivalvia; Pectinida; Pectinidae
Exons: 3
Coding region: 209-667 (152 amino acids)
Source: RefSeq, a predicted model, not a curated record
AUUUUUCAUAAUAGACACAUACUCACGCCAGAUGAAGUGCAUAUUGUGACCUUUGUGACCUGUUAACUCUCGUGUUGAUAACGUGGGUGUAGUAUGUGAUCCUUGUUGUUUGUAAUUAGAUACCGAUGUAUUCAAAUAUACCCGUAUUAGUAGCUAUGUUGUGUAUGCGCAUGCGCGUGAAACGCCUUGUAAACUAAAGGCGAAGAAAAUGUCUGGGGCUGCACUCUUGUUUUGUCUGAUGCUCUACUACCUAACGAAAACAACAGAUUCAUUACGAUGCUACGCAUGCGCAGAUUCCGGAAGUUGUGAGUCGUCCUAUUCUGGUUUGAUACAUGAUAGAGACAAAGGAGGCGUCUACAAUAGAAACUGUUCAGCUCGAAAUCAACAUUAUUGUAUGAUAGAAAGUAUCAAAAAAGAAGACAGAGACGUCAGCUUUAUUCGAGAUUGUAGUGAUGGACACACAUUUUCUUACAACGACAUUCCUCGACUAAAGACUGUUUUGCCUAACAACCAAUCAAAAUGCGCCUACUAUCAGGCCUAUGUUAUCUGUAUAUCCGUCUGUCGUACGGACUUUUGUAACGGCCCCCAGGAGGGAAUCUCAAGUGGUGGUACUAUAAACACGUGGUCUAUCUCAUUAACACUUUUACUGUUUUGGAUUGUUAUCUAAUCUGUUGAUUGUAACGUUUAUUUUCUAUACAUAACAUCACUGAAUUGGAUUGGUCGUGUCACACUUUAAUGGAAUUUAC